UGUGAAAGUAGGCAUAUACACUGAGACAGUGACUUCAAAUAUGGGAAUGGGAAAUGUACUUCUCCUGUCACAAGUUAUUGCAUUUUUAGUGUCGUUUCUUGGUUCUUUUUUCAUCUUUAUUCCAGUGUCAAUAAACUUGCAGGAAUUUGAUGGAAAUUGUUUACUUGGAGCCAAGGGGACUUGGAACUACAGUUCAGAUGCAAAGAGUGUGAUCCUGAUGAACAUAGAAUGGGGUCUAUACAGUGACUGUGGAUUUUCUGUAUUUGUUGGCGUUAUUGUCAUGAUAAUCUCAGUUUUUUACAUCAUAUGGCAAUCGGUUUAUUUGUUUAAAAACACUGACAGUUCUUGGUUGGAUGCAUUUGUGACCUGUAUUGUCAGUAUCACUGUGUGCCUGCUGCUGUUUAUUUGUGCCCUGGUACUCAGUGUGGGCUACAACAAAUGGUGUCACACCUUAACAGGAAUAAAAUCUCCUUAUCUGAAAUGUGAAGAUACGGAGAUGAAUGUAUUUAUCACUGAUUCGAACAUUUACACAAAGAAUAUGUUCUCAGAAUUCAACAUGGCACAGUUUGGUGCCUGGCUGUGUUGGAUUUGCUGGCUGAUUCUCUCUGUGUUAUCAGUCAUUAAAGUGUACCAUUACCACAAAAAAGAGGCCUUCCUGUCCAGCAUGAAUCGGGAACGACAGCGACUCUUACAGAGUGUGGGACAUAGAGAGCCUAUGGUGCUUUAAUUGUAUGAACCCUAUGACUAUUGAUCAAGUGACAACUGUGCUAUUUUCUACAAGAUCCAAAUGACUAAAGACCAGGCUUCACUGCACCUAUCAUGCUCAUUCUGUGAGAACCUAAUGAAAAUGUCGGUUUUUUUGUUUGUUUGUUUGAGUUUUUUUCUUUGUUGAGAACAGUUGCAAUGGGAAUUUCUCAUCAAAGUCUUUUAGUCUUUAGCUUAAAUAUAACUGUUUUAUCUUUACAUUAUAUGAACUCUUUGUCAUGGUAAACAGGUCCAUUUUCAGUGUUCAUAGGAUCUAUAUUUGAAUGGGGUAUGUGGGAGGAACUUCUUCCUUAGAGCAAAACUAGGUUAUUAAUAAAUGUUAUUACACUGAAUAGGCUAACUGGGUCAAAAAUACUUUUAAGAAGAAAAUAACCAAUGGACUUUUUUAAGACAACUCUUUGUUCUUACGUGGUGUUGUCUUUAACAUUCAAAGUAAUUUUGUGAAAGGGGGAUGGAACAUAUUUACUUUAAUUCAGAGAUGUUUUCUUGCAUGAGAGAUGGGCAUAGAGUGAAUUGAGGAGAGAGAGAAUCAAGUUUUGUUUUUUAUGUGAAUUCCAAUAUAAAGGAGACACAAUGAUAAACUAUAGACCAAAGCUAAACACGUUAAAAGAUGAGAUAACUACAUCUAUAGAGAAAGGACUUAAUAAGCUUUAACAACACAUCAAAGACACUUAAUACACCAGUAUAAUGGUUAUGUGUGUUGAGUUACUGUGUAUUUAUGUAGUUAUUGUUACUUUGUAAAUAUUUAUAAAUACUCAGUUAUGUUAUUGUUAGCAAGUGUUCCUGGAUAUUACGUAACAUGUCAAACACUGAAGCUUGACACAUAUAUGACAUACUCACAGAAUUGCAAAUUUCCUGUUUCAGGUUGAACAGACAUAAGAUAACUACAAUACUCAUUUUGCCUAUCCAUGUCCUGAAUACACACACUCACCCCCAUUUUUUUUCAACUAUCUUAAUACAUUGUUUAAAUAUCACCUGAAGUCAGAAAGAAAGUACCUUCUAUGUAAUUUUAAAAGCAUUAUACAUUUUGUGCAAGGCAUUCAUGUGUACCUUCAGUUUAUCUGCUAGGGACAGAGUAGAAGGGAGAGAGAGGAAUCUAUCUUGAGGAGUAAAAAACAGAUAGUGACUGUGAUUUCUUCACACUGUCAAUAUUUACUGGAAUGCAUUUUAAGGUUCAUUGAUCUUCAGAUAAGAGAGAAAUUGUCAAAUUUGAUAGAAUUUCUGACAAAAUUUACUCCACAACGUAUGUUGAGAAUAUAAUUAAGAUUUCUUUUGGUAAAGCAAUAUCAUUAAAGCAACAUUUUGCAUGUCUACAGAGCAAUGAAUAACCUUAAGAAAUUGGGGGAGGGGGUGUUAGGGGUCACUUAUUAGAGAAAUGUCUGGGUCUUUAUAAUAUGGUCAAGUAUUAAGUAUAGUUGUUUAAUGACGAACCUUCACUCUGAACACAAGGAUAUAUAAGGUCCCUUGUUUAUUCUGUAUUUCACUUUGAUAAUCUAACUCAGUAUAACAUUAAAUACUGCUGAGUGCAGUUGUAUGUGAAUCUGCCAUAAGUUGAUUUUUUUUUUAUUUCAUGAACUGUAUUUAUCAUGGGCAUUCAUCUGGUUUGAAUUUGAACAUUAGUGUCUGACUCUGUUUUAGAAUCUCAAUCAUGAGUGUAAUCACUGUUUACUAGUAUAUAUAUUUCUGUAUAAUUUACUAGCAUGAAAAUAAACAAACACAUAUCUUCA
This is a messenger RNA of Saccostrea echinata, 2492 nucleotides long. Its product is annotated as transmembrane protein 179-like. Bases 41 to 727 code for a protein of 228 amino acids. NCBI's taxonomy places the organism in Eukaryota, Metazoa, Mollusca, Bivalvia, Ostreida, Ostreidae. The transcript is spliced from 4 exons. The record is from RefSeq and is a predicted model, not a curated record.